AUGCGCAAAUGGGACUUAUUUCCUUCCCAAGAAACGAUAACCCUAACCCGAGUGCUAAACUACCCUGGAAUUAAGCGCAAGGCACCCUGUAAUAUGCAGGAGGAGGAGGAGGAGACAGUGGAAGAAAUAGGGGGAAACGAGGAAGACUGUGAACGCGAGAAGGGCAAGAAGGAGAGGACUAAGACUGUCUGCCACUGCCAGGGCCGGCCGGCUGGCUGGCUCUCACGCCUGCGUAACGUCCCCAUUCUGCGUCGCUGUUUAUUCAAGGGAUGGCGUAAACGAAUGGAUGCAUGUCUUUUGAGCAAACACGUAAUGAUGUAUGAGCUACCCUACGUUCGCUUUGAUCAUCUUAAAGCAGAUGAAGAUGUCCAACAUGACAACAAGAACAUAUGA
This is a messenger RNA of Dibothriocephalus latus, 393 nucleotides long. The record is from the annotation of a GenBank genome assembly. NCBI's taxonomy places the organism in Eukaryota, Metazoa, Platyhelminthes, Cestoda, Diphyllobothriidea, Diphyllobothriidae.